Messenger RNA from Oppia nitens, 1777 nucleotides. RefSeq names its product ankyrin repeat, SAM and basic leucine zipper domain-containing protein 1-like (gene Gasz). Gene Ontology annotation, cellular component: pi-body. Gene Ontology annotation, molecular function: protein binding. Lineage: Eukaryota; Metazoa; Arthropoda; Arachnida; Sarcoptiformes; Oppiidae. The record is from RefSeq and is a predicted model, not a curated record. The coding region runs from base 99 to 1715 and encodes 538 amino acids. The transcript is spliced from 7 exons. Gene Ontology annotation, biological process: piRNA processing.
AACUAACAGUUUAUUUAUUUAUUUAUUUUAUUUUUUUAACGGCUUUUUCAUUGACUAAACUUUGAUUAUUAAUACAUUACUUCUCAUCACUUGAAGACAUGGCAUACCUUCCCGGCGGCGCUGAGUUGAGUGAUGAAGAAGAUGACUACUAUUUGGAUGACACAGACGACUAUUUCUACGGUAAAAACAAUAAUGUCAUCAAUACAUCUGCUGUUUCAGAGAAAAUAGAGAUUAAGACAAAACCAAAGCGUAAUGUUUUGUUGGCAUCACUCGAAUCUAAUUCAACUCUUGCGGUAAAUGAUGUCCGUAUGGCAAUUAUCAACAACAACUUUGACCAUUUAAGACAAUUGAUUGAAGGAGACAGUGAACUACCGAUUGAUAUCCCUCUGUCUGCUGAUUGGACACCACUAAUGAUUGCAGCAAAAUAUGGUCGCAAAGAAAUUGUCACUUAUUUACUGGAAAGAGGAGCCAAUCCUAACCAUAAUUUGAACAAAACCACACCAUUGAUGGCUAUCUGUGCGGCCAAUGAUAUCAAUGAAGAUAAUUUAAUAGAUUGCGCUAAUUAUAUCAUUGAAUCUGGUGGUGAUGUCAAUAUGACUGAUAAUAGUGGAAAUACGGCACUUAUUUAUGCGGCCAAAUCGGGAAUGGCUGGUCUCACACAAAAAUUUAUUGAUAGUAAAGCAGAUGCUAAUCACCGAAACAAUGACGGCUGGAAUGCCUUGCAUUGGUCAGUACGCGAGGGUCACGGAAAAGUAAUCGCCAGACUAUUGGACAGUAACUGUGACAUCAAUUUAUUGACUAAUUUAAAUAAAACUGUCGCACAAAUAGCUGAUUCAAGAGGACAUUAUAAAAUAAAAGAAAUUUUAGAUAACAUUAGCCAAAGAGAAAGUGAGAAUGAAAUUAAUGAAAGCACUGAUAAAAGAUUAACUCCCGAGGAAUUGGAGACUUUAGAAAACUAUAUGAGACCUGUUGUUGAAAUCAAGUGCAGAGAAAGGAAUAAACCGAUUGAAACAAAGAUAGUUAACACUGAUCUCGAAGAUUUCUUAGUCAAUUCGGAUCUUCAUUAUCUUUUGCCUGAGUUUGACAAAAAGGGCUUAAGUUAUCACGAUUUGGUCACAAAUACGGAACAAGUGUUGGAUAAAAUAGGCGUCGAUAAUGUAUAUGUCAGACGAAAAAUGAUGACAAACAUCAAUUUGAUGCACAAACAGGAGUGGAAAAGAGAAAGUAUUAAAGAAUUGCCACCCGAUGUCAUCAUUACAUGUCCGGAUGUUAUGUGCAUUAUGUCUAAUAUAAGUAGUCAUUUGGUUCGUAUCGAUCAAACCAUAACAUUCAUGAAGAAGAAAAUUGAAGCAAAACCCGAACUAAUGAGUCUCAAGAAUGAUGUGACCACAAGUCGUCAAGUGUUCAAUGAAACACUUCAAACGCUUAUCAAUUGCCGACAGCUUUAUGAAGACGUACAGGCAUUUCGACGGCUCAUCACUUCUAUUGAAGACAUUAGUGAACCGCAAACACCAGAAAUACUCUCUCUUCCGGCUAAUAUUGAGGACGAAAUGGUCAGUAAUGUUAACCGAAAGUCGUCAAAACUUUUGAAAAGUUUAAUCUUUGGUGUCAUAUCUAUUGGCACAGUCACUAUCUAUACUCUUAAGUUUAAACCAAACAUCCCAUUGGGAUCAGUAUUAAAAACAACCAGUAAAUUUUUUGGAUAUCAAUUUUAGGUGAUUUAUCUAAUAUCAUGUCAACAAAAAUUAAUAUUAAUUUUAAUUUAAAUUUAUCAUAU